AUGGAAAAGUUUGAUGCAAAGUAUACUAAUUUUUUGGCAGAUCCGCGCAAUGUUCGCCUAGCCUUGGCGAGCGAUGGAUUUAAUCCCUUUGGGAAUAUGAGCACAAAGUACUCCAUCUGGCCUGUGAUUCUUAUUCCGUAUAAUCAACCACCUUGGUUUUGCAUGAAGCAGACAUCUUUCAUUCUAUCCACGCUUAUUCCUGGGCCGAAAAUGCCAGGUAACGACAUAGAUGUUUAUUUGCAGCCUUUGAUAGAUGAGUUAAAGCAAUUAUGGGAUGGCGUUGAAACCUAUGAUGCCAAAGAGGGAAACACUUUCAAAAUGUGUGCGGCACUGAUGUGGACUAUCAACGACUUUCCAGGAUUAGGAAACCUAUCUGGCUGGAAUACGCACGGUGGGUUAGCAUGUCCUACGUGUAAAUUAGAUGCUAAGCCACAUCGGCUGAAAGAUAGUCAAAAAUGGUGUUUCAUGGGCCAUCGACGCUUUUUGAAUCAGGGACACAAAUAUAGACUAGACCGGAAUAGAUUUGAUGGGCAGGUUGAAGGUAGAGAUCCACCAAAGAAGUUAUCCGGAACAGAUGUAUUGAGGCAACAGUCUAAUGUGCACAUUUCAUUUGGGAAGAGUUCAACUGUGACAUCCAAAAAAAGACGCAAUGGUCAGGAUGCAGAUGAAGAUGACUCGCAUUGGAAGAAGAAGAGUGUUUUCUUUGACCUCCCGUACUGGGAGGAUCAGAUGUUGCGUCAUAACCUCGAUAUGAUGCAUAUAGAAAAAAACGUGUGUGACAAUGUGGUAUUUACUAUCUUAAACGAUAGCGGCAAAUCAAAAAACAAUCGUAAAGCUCGCAAAGAUUUACAAUGCAUGGGUAUAAGGCCUAAAUUAUGGCCGGGGGAAGGUGGUAAAUAUUCUUCUCCAAUAUUUGCGAUGUCGAAUUCACAGAGGAAUAUAUUCCUAAAGACUUUGCAGAAUGUGGUCUUUCUAGAUGGUUACUCUAGCAAUGUUGCUCGUUGUGUUGAUUUGCGACAGCGCAAGUUAUCUGGGUCGAAAAGUCAUGACUGUCAUAUUCUGAUGGAACAAUUACUCCUAAUUUUGGUGAAGAAUGCACUUCCGAGUCCGGUAUCCAAUGUGAUUGCAAAUUUGUCAUCAUUUUUUCGAGAACUUUGUGGGAAAGCCAUAAACCCUAUGCAUCUUACUGAGCUUCGAAAUCAUGUUGUGCAAACUCUGUGUCAGAUGAAAAUGAUUUUUUCUCCAUCCUUCUUCACCGUCAUGAUUCACCUCACGGUGCAUCUCGUUGAUGGGUUACUCUUGGUGGACCAGUAUUUGGGACAUCUGAAGCAAUAUGUUCGUAAUAGGGCACAACCAGAAGGUUCAAUUGCAGAAGGUUAUUUAUCUGAGGAAAUCCUGACUUUCUGUUCUAGGUAUUUGGAUAAUAUUGAGACUAGAAUCAACCGACCACGGCGAGUUGAUGUUCUUCAUAAUUCAGGGAAAAGUAUGUUCCCAGCUAUUGGAAAGGCAUUAGGGGCUGUUUCGCAUUUCAAACUCACUCCAAUGGAAAAACAUCAAGCUCAUCGUCAUGUGCUAGUCAACUGCGAUGACGUGGUUCUGUUUGUUGUGAAAAAGACAAAGCGAAGCUUGCGUCAUCAGACAAGGUCGCAAGCUAAGAUAGAUAGUGUUGUCCAUGCAGAAUUUUCUCGGUGGUUCAAGCAUGAGGUUCCUAUGGAAAGUACACUUCAUUCGAAAGAUCUGAAGUUGCUUGCGUGCGGUCCCAUGAGUCAGGCAAGACGUUUUGGGACGUACAAUGUUAACGGGUACAAGUUUAGAACUACCACAAAGAAAAACAGGAUGAAAACACAAAAUAGUGGAGUAUAUGUAUCAUCUAAUACAAGAAGUUAUGCAAGUAUGCAUGAUAAUAGAGUGGUUGUUGGUGGUGUUCCGUAUUACGAAAAAAUUGUAGACAUAAUUGAAUUGAAUUACAGCUGUUCCUUCACAGUGGUAUUGUUCAAAUGUGUUUGGGCUGAUACCACUACCAGUAGAGACAUCAAACAAGACCAGUUGGGGCUUACCAGCGUUAAUUUCUCUCGUCCGAUACACACUGGUAAUCGUGAAGAAGAUGAACCAUACAUAUUGGCAUCGGAAGCUCAGCUUGUAUACUAUAUGGAUGAUGAAGUAGCCAAGGAAUUGAGUGUUGUGGUUCAUGUGAAACCAAGGGAUUUGUAUGACAUGGGAGAAGAGAAUGAAGAAGUUGAAGUUGGUUUUUCUCCACAGCCAGGGUUGAACAUGUCAGCGGAAGGAGACAUUGAAGAUUUACUGUUGACGAGACGAGGGAGGAAGAUAUAG
Molecule: messenger RNA, 2331 nt
Organism: Arachis ipaensis
Lineage: Eukaryota; Viridiplantae; Streptophyta; Magnoliopsida; Fabales; Fabaceae
Source: RefSeq, a predicted model, not a curated record